UUCCUACUCGAAGACUGAGCCGGAUUGCAUUUUCUGUUGCACCAUAACUAUUUCCGAGUUUUACGGACACGUCACGUCACGUCUGCGCGGUGCUCGUUAGCCAUUUCAACACCGCACUUGACCAAAUAGUUGACCAAGCGCAGCAAUGUCGGCUUCAGUUUUGUCGGUAAUUUCUCGGUUUCUUGAAGAGUACACUAAUACAACCCCGAAUAAGCUUAAAGUGGUCGAUGCGUAUUUGUUGUAUAUCCUGCUGACCGGAGCCCUGCAGUUCCUUUACUGUCUGCUCGUGGGAACAUUCCCCUUCAACAGCUUUCUCUCUGGCUUCAUCUCUUGUGUCGGGUCUUUCAUUCUAGCAGUGUGUCUUCGUAUCCAGAUCAACCCACAGAACAAAGGAGACUUCCUAUCCAUCUCACCAGAGAGAGCGUUUGCAGACUUUCUCUUCGCUCACACUGUCCUGCAUCUUGUUGUCAUGAACUUCAUUGGUUAAACGCGCUUCUCAGAAUGACAGUCCACUUGGUGGAAGAUGCAGAUGGUAAGAAGAUGGGAAAACAAUAUUCAAGACACAAUGCCACAUCUGCUUUUCUGACAGAUCACGGUUGAAUUCCUUUUUUUUAUGUUCAAUUUGUUAACUUUUCCUUGCACUCGGGCAAAUUUAAAAAAAAUUACAACUUUAGAAUUUUCAAUUCUUGUUCACACAUCUUGCGUUCAUCCAAUUGUGCUCUUAAAUCCUGAAGAGCAAAUUAUUGGACAUGACCUACACGUAUGAAAAUGUUUUUGAUUAAAAAAUAAAAAAGUGUGCUGUGGUAUGAGA
Messenger RNA from Syngnathoides biaculeatus (alligator pipefish), 811 nucleotides. It is a transcript of the gene dad1, whose product is annotated as defender against cell death 1. The transcript has 3 exons. NCBI's taxonomy places the organism in Eukaryota, Metazoa, Chordata, Actinopteri, Syngnathiformes, Syngnathidae. Bases 146 to 487 code for a protein of 113 amino acids. The record is from RefSeq and is a predicted model, not a curated record. Gene Ontology annotation, cellular component: membrane; oligosaccharyltransferase complex. Gene Ontology annotation, biological process: protein N-linked glycosylation.